AUGCCGGAGAGCCAGUUCAUUUACAUUUCGGAGGAAAUCUUUAACUUGAUUAAGUGUGACCUAACAGAUAACGAUGUAGUAGAGUGCCAGGUGAUCGUUAUUCCUUUUCUUUUUUCAAAACUUGUUUCAUAUAUCAUAUUAUCAAACAUUUACUAACGGUUUUAACACGCUCCCACCCCUCAAGAUGGAAAUCGCAUGUUUUCUCAAAAGAUCUUUCCAAAAAACCACAAUGCCAUUGCAUAAUCCUUUCGGUUUUCAGGAAAUGGCUAAUCCAAGAACCGUGUCGGCACAGGAAUUCGCUGUCGAAAAACUUCAAGACACGUGCAAAGCGAUGUGUCAAGGUUUCGGAUUCACAUCCGUUUCGCAGCUUGCCGUGAACAAGCUUGCCGCAAUUUUACGGAGUAAAUUGUAUGAGUAUGGGCAUACAACGAGAUAUUUCAUGGAGAACAGUAAGUUUCUUUACUUAUUUUUAUAGUAGUAUUGCUAUGGACUUUGUUUUUUGUACCCUAGAAAAUUCCGUGAAUACUGUAUUAGAAGGGCAUGUCCUUCUAAUCGAGGGUUCUAUGAAAUAUGACAUUAGAUUUGGCAAAAUGUCUCUGGAACCUUCUAGAAAGUUUGCCAAAAAUAUGCUUUUUUGUAGGGAGUGAACAAGUUUUAUAAAUUUCAAUUACCUAUUUUCAGCCGGCCGAACGAAACCAAUUGUUCACGAUGUCAUCGGUGCUCUUAAGUACAAGAAAGUAAGCAUAGCUGAUGUCAAGAACUAUGCUGAACAUUGCAGCUGCACGAGGCCGAAGAAGGUAAACUCAAAUAUCCGUAAAUACCAAUAAUUCAUCACUUAUUUUUCAGCUGCCAAUAUUUCCAGUACCGGAUCCGGAUAUCGAUUCGGACGACGCCUACUUCAUGACACUUUACGGUCCCCGACCAUCGAACCGAGAGCUGAGUGAGCGGCAGGAGCACAUUCCGCCCUAUUUCAGGGCCCUGCAUCCCGAGUGGAUUGAGGAGGAGAAAAAGGCUGCUGCUGCUGCGUAUUUAGAACCAAAAAUGCGCAGCGCACCGAUUACUCAAGCCGACAAGGAGCAGGAAGAGUUCAACAAACUUCGGAAAUUGAACCGACGGAAUGAGACUCCGGAGGAACGAGCGGCACGGGAAGAGCAGGAACGGAAGGAGAAACUCCAGGCGGAACGGGAGGAACGGCAGAAACGAAAGCAGGCUGGACCACCACGAUACAACGGAUCAUUGCUGCCCAACUUCAUGGACUUUGAUUAUUACAGUCUUGGUUUUGCUAAGGAAGCCGAGGAAAACAGAAAAGCUGAAUUGGCACUUGCGGAGAAGAAUCUACAGUUGCAGAACGCACAGAAAGCUCUGGAUGCUCAACGUGCGGCCACAGCAGCCAAGGCUGCUGCUGCAGCUGCUGCGGCUGCUAUUGAAACUGCCGGACAAACGGAUGCCGCUGUCAGCGUUACUGUAAGUUUUUUUUCAAGACGUACUAGGCAAGCAGAAAGUGUGCGGCAUAAGAACGAGAAUUGCAUUAGGAAUAUAUCAAAUCCGCUUUCGUUUCUAUGAAGUCCAUUCAAAAGUUCAAAGGCUUUAAUGCUAGACAAACAGUGACGUUUAGUCAAAAACACUAUGAUAUCACUUGUUUGUCAGUUUAUAGUAAAAGUCUAGUAAACUCACUUUGAAUGUUGUGAAGAAGGCAAAAGAUACUUGACUGGUCAGAAUCUAAAAUCUCAACGAUUGAAUCUUGGUUGGAAUCAGAAAAAUACAAAAAAUGGAUGACUAGCGCAAGGAAAACGUGAGCGUGAAGCACAUGUUCAGGCACUUUAAAACCAGUAACUUUUGGUUAAUUUUGCCUUUUCCUCAAGUAGAAAGACUUACUGACUUAGAGUGAAGCACUAGGAAUCGAAAAGCGGAAGGUCGAGAAUAAAUUUACUUAAAUUACAGGUCCCUCCUAUCAAACCGGACGUUCUACACACCUCGUCUGAAAGUUUGGCAAACACCGCUUCGGAAGAUGUCGGACCAACCUUCAGAAUGUCUGAUUUGGUCAAGAAGCAGAAACUCCCCGGAACCUUGUCUAAUCCGGGCUCCGCCCCUUCGUCUAGACCUGGCAGCUCUCUGGGUAUUCACUCUGGACCUACUGUCGAAAAGAAGUUUGGACCUGGUCGACCGAAGAAGCCGAAGCCGGAAAUUCCAGCAGGACCACCAAAACCCAAAGGUAGACCACCAAAGAAGGCGACGCUUGAGAAGGUGAGUGUGCAUCCAAAAAACCGUAAAUUGUGUGUAUUCAUAAAUGGAUUCAGAGAAAACUUCUGAACGACGCUAUGAUUGCUCAGCAACAGAAGAAACUGGACGAAUUCAAGGAAGAGAAGGAGAAGGCUGAAAAGAAAGAAAAGGCCAAGAAGAUGACCCUCGAUGAGCAGAUUCGCAACCAAAUGCUCAGAGCCAAGAGCCAGAUGGUUCUUCCGAAUGCUGCCCUUACUCAGGGAUCCGAGUCGGCUACGGACGCAGUCAUACCACCAACUUUCACGGCCCCAGUUGCAAAACCACCAGUGCUCUCCGCUCAAAUCAUCGUGGACCCUACUCUAAUCUCUUUGGAUGUUCCGCAGAUUGGAAUGACUGUGGAUGUGGACGCCGCUCCGGUUCUUCUGGCCGAACCAGCUGUCGAAGUCGAGAUCAAGUUCAGCGAGGCGGUCACUGCUGAAAUCCCGCUUGACAACAUUGCUGUUCAGAAGGAAAAGAAGGAGAAGAAGGAGAAGCGGGAUAAGAAUUCGGAUGAGUACAAGGAGUACAAACGGCUAAAGAAGGAGAAGAGACGGCAGGAACGCGAGGAACGCAAAGGUGCUGAGUUGAAGGAGAAGACGACGGCGAAGGAAGAGGACAAGACGAAGAUCACGCCGUCGAAAGACAUGACGAUGAGCACGACCGAGGAUACGACAGGUUUGUAGCUUUCUGACUAUAGUUUUUAGUUGAGUUCAGUUCUGACAUUGAGACCUGAAAGUGCAGUCUGUAACAGGAAGUUCAAAGAUUGUUUCUCUAUAAUCAACUUUGCCACAUGGUUGCACACUCAUGGUUGUCAGGGCAUUCCAUCCCCCCCAAUUCUCUUCUUUCCCUCCUUUUGUGUCUCCUCUCAAAAUUCGUACGUUUUUCUGCUGGCUAUACCUUUUGAGACGCACAUACAACAUGGGACACUCUUUUUUUCAAAAUACGGCCAAUCAAACUUUUCUCAGUGCGCUGAUCCUAGUAAGGCUUGUUAAUGCAACAGGACUGAAAAUGAAUCUAAUAAUCUGUGAGUGAAUGGAAACGUAUAUUAUGCAUAUAUAUAUAUAUGUAUAUAUAUAUAACUUUGUGACAUUCGAAAAAGAUUAGUGACUACUGGCCGGUCAGAUUAUCCUCCCUUCCUGCAUCUCUCAUCCCCCUCUUUGCCUCGCAUUUCCGCUUGGCGCCUGCCUCAUCGUUUCAUCCUCAUCGUCUCCGCCGCCGCCGCCGCCGCCCAUUCAAAAUUACUUUUUAUUCAACCAUGAUGUAGCAGUCGUUGCCCUUCCCCCCGAAAAAAAUUAGACUGAGACUUUGGAGAAGGAGAAGAAGUGCCCCGACGCGGGAAGCUUCUUCCUCUUUUCCUUUUGCUGCUUUUCCGUCAUUUGAGGGGGAAUCCGUAUUGUGAAAUUGUUCUUUUUUAUCAAUACCCUCUUGGCUGAAUCAUUGGAGGCACACGCUUGUGUCAUCCGCCUCAGGUCUCAUGUUCCCAGCCGUCUCUCUUCUCUCUGCCAAUGUUUGGUUUCCGAAAUAUAAACGAUUCAGGGCACGGCAGGGCAGGCCGGACCAACAAUUUUCACCUUCCCCCCAUUGACUGCUUAAUCAUAACGUCUCCGGGUCCACAUACCCCGGGCCGGGCACUGGAUUUGACAAGUUUGUCCGUCUCCAAAUUAAACGAGCCUUAUCGAGCACGCACCGGGGUCAAAGUAGAUAUCUAGUCAAAAAUCGUCCGAACUUUCUCUCAAUAAUCGAUCGAUCUUCCCCUUUUUUCACAUUUUUACAUUUGGCCCCACAACAAUGGGGAGAGGAAGGAGAAGAAGAAAAAGAAAACGGCGGCUAAUUUUUGCGGGAGAAGAGGGAGGAGGACAUGGCAGUACGUUCCAAUCGUUUUCAACAGUAGUCGAUUCUUUGUUUUUCAACAAUAGCAACAUGAAAAGCCAUUUUUCUCAUUUGAAGAAAUGACUGUUCCCGCCCGCAUUGCCUUUCAUUCUUAUUCCCAUAUUCAUUUCCGCACGUACAAAUCUUCAACUUUUUUUUGCUCUGAAUCCAAUCGACAUGCACACACCGAGAUAAGCUCCCCGGGUUUGUGUCCUAUUGGUCCCAUGUCAUUUUUUCUCUCUUCCUCCUUCUCUCCUCUCCAAUCGACCACAUUUUGGGCUGUGGCGCAAGGCAGGCUCCACGGGUCCCCAACACCACACAUUCCUAGAAUGUCUCGUUUUCCACUUGUCUCUUUUUUUUUCCUUCUCCUUUCGAUCUAUACUCGUGGUUGCCCUUCCCUUCAUCCUCCUGGAAAAGGUCUUCCGGAGCAAACCCUUCUUAGAAACAUGAGAAGAAGAAGAAGAAGAAGAAGAGAAACACUCUUUCAAAUGAUUUCUUGAGCCUUUCGUCACCCAACAACCCUCCCACCCCUUCCUUCUCGCAUUUCUUAUGAAUAGAAAUUGGGUAUUUGUGGGUGAGGGUGGACGGACAUUGCCCGGAAAGGAGGAAUGUUUGGGCAUAUGUAUGCAUUUCCUUUUAGAAAAUUACUAUUUUGUUUGGUAUUUCUCAUUUUUUUGAUUUCAGAUCCAACUCAAAACCCGAAGCUCAAGCUGAAGAUCAAAUUUGGCGCCAACUACGCUCCGAAACCAAGCGUCGGCUCGCAAAUGCACCCGGAUUCGACAAACUCUUCCAGCCGACCGGUCUCAUCGCGAAGCAACUACCACGAGGACCCGGCGCCGCCAAUCAACCCGCCACUCAAGUUCCGUUUCAAAAAUCUCUUCAAUUUGGCGGACACGUCCCGCGAGGACACUGCCGAAGUCUCGUCGUCGACAUCGCAAAGCUCACGACCAAGCUCUUCGACGGAGGUAAUUAUGGGUGUGGGAGUGUGCAUUGAUAAUGGGCGGGUACACUGGUGAUAACCAAUUUUCGCUCUGUUUAUGGGAAACUUGCCUUUUCAUACUUUUGCGUCUAUUUGCCACUAUAUUAGGUUAGUAAAACGCACAGAAAAGUAGAGCUGGCUCGGAAGAAGAAGAAGAAGAAGAAGUAGGUAUUUCGGAUUCCCAGUAGACAAAUAUAGCCAAUUUUCUGUUUAGUCUGACCAAAAUACAAUCAAGUGUGCUGUGCUCAGCUCACGUGACUAAUUGCGAUUUUCCAUUUUCUAUUUCCAUUUUCAGCCCUCGUCAUCAUCGCACAAGCACCACAAAAAGGACAAGAAGGAGAAGAAGCACAAGAAGGACAAGGAGCGAGAGCGUGAGAAGGAGCGAGAGCGUGAGGAACGAAAAGAGCGUGAGCGCCUGAAAGAAGAAGCGGCUCGGCGUGAAAUGUUAGUUUUUUCUAUGCUUCUGAAUGUACAUAUCAUUCCCCGCAUUUGUGUACAUUUCGAACCAAUCAUUAUUUUUGUGAUUUUAGAGAAGAACAGCAAGCACGUGAAAUGGAAGCUCGUCGAAUCGCUGCCGAAGAAGAGGAGCGCAAGAAAGAGAAGGAAAAGCGCAAGGAGGAGAAGCGCAAGGAGAAGGAGCGUCAGAAGGAGAAAGAGGAGAAGCGCGAACGGAAGGAGAAGGAACGCGAACGCGAGCUCGAGAAAGAGCGGGAGCGUGAACGCGAGAAAAUCCGCGAGAAGGAGCGAGAGAAAGAGCGUGAGAAAGAACGCGAGAAGGAGCGGGAGCGUGAACGUGAUCGCAAGAAAGAAGAAGGUAAGAAUACAUGUUCACGCGUACUUGAAUUCAUUUUAUGAUUUUCAGAAAAAAAGAAGAAAGAAAAGAAAAAAUCACCGCCGCCAUCUCCCCCUCAACCAGCCGCCCCAGCCCGGCCUCUCCUGCAAGAAGACGAGGAAGAGGACGAGUCGGAAGACGAGCAGAUUUGGAUCUGCCCCGUGUGCUCGGUCGCCUACGUCACCGGCGCCAACAUGGUGUGCUGUGACCAGUGUGAAGACUGGUUCCAUUGGUUAGUUUGUUUUCAUGAAUUUUUGGGACUUCCUCGCCAGUUUGGAAAGUUCGCAAAAUGCUGCUAGUUGGUUUAAUAUUUGCCAGCUUUCCUUUCCUUCUUCCCUUUGUUACAACUCGAGCUUGUUCCGUUGGAGCACAAACAAAAGUGCCAGUCAGUCACAAUGGAUCCUUUGAUCUUUCACUUUCUCAGUACACUGCUCAAUUUAAUGUUACCCUCGAAAAGGCAAAGCUUAUGAUUAACAGUUCUUUGCUGCCUCGUCAUUCGUUUCUAUCGCGAAAAAGUGCGAAAACGAUAUUGCAUGAUCUCGACUGACCGUCCAUCAAGAUCAAGACCAAAACCGAAACCGAAAAAUCAUAUAUCUAUUGCAGGCACUGUGUUGGAUUGACUGCCGAACCAACAGACACGCAAUGGUUCUGCAACCGAUGCGCUCGGACCAACAAGAACAAGAAGGGAGGCACGAAGCGGCCGGCCGCUCCCCAUGAGAAGUCGUCAGCACCUAAACGACGAAAACACGACAAGAAUUAA
Messenger RNA from Caenorhabditis sp. 36 PRJEB53466, 6699 nucleotides. The record is from the annotation of a GenBank genome assembly. NCBI's taxonomy places the organism in Eukaryota, Metazoa, Nematoda, Chromadorea, Rhabditida, Rhabditidae.